AUGGAACCAAUUCACGUACCCGCGCUGACUGCAAAGGAGUUGUCAUUUCAUACGCGCGAGUUAGUAAAGCGUCAUGUAAUUGAAUCCAUCGACCGUCACCACUCCGUUCCACUCGAUGAGUUGCUGCAGUGUUCGCGCUAUACAUCGAAAGGUCGUAAUUCUGUGACUGGAACCCGCUUCUCAUGCAUCAGUAUGAUCCCCGAUUAUGGGAUCAUUGGAACGACCGUCCGCUUCUUAGACGUCGUCCGUGCAAGCGACCACUGUACCUUUAUGCUGCUCGUGGACACUGGCAAAGAGCAGUUCGUCGUACAGAGGCGCUAUUCUGAAUUUCGAGAGUUGCGACAGCAGGUGUUGCGUAAUGCAAAAGUGGUGGAAACAGCAGCGAAAAAGGGACGCAAGCGUCAAUGCCCUAACGGUGCAUGUCAAUUACUUGCACAGCAACUUGCUGUGCUCAAAUUCCCGCGACGUAAGUUAAAGUUCGGGCUGCACCGUGACGACGAUAUCAAGACUGCGAGAGAGCGACAAGCGCCGCUGCAGCAUUUCAUCGAGCCACUUCUUGCAGUGUACCGCAUGGCGCCGAAGCGCCAAGUGCGUUGCUGUGUCAACACCGACUGUCGCGUACUAAACGCUGUCCGAUUGUUCUUGGAUAUUAGAGACUUGGGCGAAGAAGAACUGGCUGGCUGGAAAUCAAAUAGCCACGGCACCACUUGUUCCGACGAAGUCUCAGCGCAGGAUAUUCCACCAUCCGUGAUAUCUAGCGUAUCACCGCUUAGCACCGCGGAUACCGAACCGAAUGAAUCACCCAGUCCAAGAGACACCUCAGUGACGUGUCUAGACGAACUCUACACGAUUAUGGAGGACACUGAGCACUCACUGGACAUGAGAUAG
This is a messenger RNA of Peronospora matthiolae, 888 nucleotides long. The record is from the annotation of a GenBank genome assembly. NCBI's taxonomy places the organism in Eukaryota, Oomycota, Peronosporomycetes, Peronosporales, Peronosporaceae.